CCGCUGCAGGAGGACCGCUACGUCCUGAGGGUGCAGCUGGAGGAGAUGCUGCUCAGCGGGGUCCUGGCUGCCUCCUACGAAGUCAACAUGACCUGCCCGCAGCCGGCGGAUUACGAGAUCCUCACGGAGAGCAACACACACAUGGAGCACCGGGCCAGUCGGGGCAACAGCGUCCACCAGACCCAGCCUGAUGUCCUUGUCCCCCUGUCCCAACCUGGCCUCCUGCACCACGUGUCCCAGUCCACCCUCACCCUCCCGGCACCCCAGCUCUCUCCCCAAGCCCACUCGGAGCAGGUUCACCCCGUGGCUCAGACCCAGCCAGUGCUGGUGCACCCCGGGCUGCAGUCCCAAUCCCAGCCCAGCCUGGUUCACCCGGGGCUUCAGCCCCAGCCAGGUGUGGUUCACCCCAUCACCCAGCCCCAGCGGGGCUUAAUACGCCCGGGCGUGCAGAACCAAAACCAGGGGCUGGUGCACCCUGGAGCUCAAACCCAACAAGGGCUUCUCCGCCCGGGGCUUCAGAACCAAAACCAGCCAGGGCUGGUGCACCCCGGGGCUCAAAACCAAGCAGGGCUUCUCCACCCAGGGCUUGUGCCCCAAAACCAGCUGGGGCUGGUGCACCCUGGAGCUCAAACCCAACAAGGGCUUCGUCCAGGGCUUGUGCCCCAAAACCAGCUGGGGCUGGUGCACCCUGGAGCUCAAAACCAAGCAGGGCUUCUCCGCCCAGGGCUUCAGAACCAAAACCAGCCGGGGCUGGUGCACCCUGGGGCUCAAAACCAAGCAGGGCUUCUCCGCCCAGGGCUUCAGAACCAAAACCAGCUGGGGCUGGUGCACCCCGGAGCUCAAACCCAACAAGGGCUUCGUCCAGGGCUUGUGCCCCAAAACCAGCCUGGGCUGGGGCACGCCGGUGUCCAGUCUGGCUUAAUGCAUACUGGUGCUCAGACUCAAGCAGGCUUUGUACGCCCGGGAGCUCAGCCCCAAAGCCAGCCGGGCUUCGGUCGCCCCAGCCUUCAGACCCACUCCCAAGCCGGUCUCCUCCGCCCCGGGCUCCAGAGCCAAGCUGG
Molecule: messenger RNA, 1061 nt
Organism: Pelecanus crispus (Dalmatian pelican)
Lineage: Eukaryota; Metazoa; Chordata; Aves; Pelecaniformes; Pelecanidae
Source: RefSeq, a predicted model, not a curated record